Molecule: messenger RNA, 519 nt
Organism: Drosophila grimshawi
Lineage: Eukaryota; Metazoa; Arthropoda; Insecta; Diptera; Drosophilidae
Gene: Det
Product: baculoviral IAP repeat-containing protein 5
Exons: 3
Coding region: 17-457 (146 amino acids)
Source: RefSeq, a predicted model, not a curated record
AAUCCCAAUCAAAAUAAUGGAUGCAACAACUAUGCCGAGUUUAGCCAAGCUCGAUGAGUUUCGUGGUCUGCAUUUGUUGGAAAAGCAUCGCAUAGAAAGUUUCAAGGACUGGCCAUUCUCAGCAAAGUCCGCAUGCAGCAUUGGCAAGAUGGCCGAGGCCGGUUUCUAUUGGACGGGAACGAAACGCGAAAAUGACACGGCCACAUGUUUUGUGUGCGGCAAAACGCUGGACGGCUGGGAGUCUGAGGACGAUCCUUGGAAGGAGCAUCUCAAGCACGCACCCCAAUGCGAGUUUGUCAAAUUGGGUUGUGCUGAAAAGGAUAUGACUGUGGAUCAAUUUCUGAAAAUUUUUCACGCUGUUGUCAACAGCAGCAUUGAAAAGAGCGUUAAGCAAUUUAAAGCGCAGUUCGCAAAGGAGAAUGAGAGCAAGCUGAAUGAAUUCACACGUAGCCACUGAUAGUAUUACAUUUGUGCACAUUCAAUUUUAAUAUAAAUAUAUACAUAUAACAAUAAAAUUAG